Messenger RNA from Rhizophagus irregularis DAOM 181602=DAOM 197198, 919 nucleotides. The record is from RefSeq and is a predicted model, not a curated record. NCBI's taxonomy places the organism in Eukaryota, Fungi, Glomeromycota, Glomeromycetes, Glomerales, Glomeraceae.
AUGUUGUACAGAAUUAUCUCUGGACUUAGUAAGAUACAUGAAAAAAAUCUUAUUCAUUGUGAUUUUCAUGAUGGUAAUAUUUUAAAUCAUAAUGAUAGGAAUAAGGAUAAAUUUUAUAUUAGUGAUUUAGGAUUAUGUCAACCUGUAAAAUCGUUUUUGAAAAAGUAUGAUAUUUAUGGUGUUAUACCAUUUAUGGCUCCUGAAGUUUUAAGAGGCAAGUCUUAUACUCCAACUAGUGAUAUAUAUAGUUUUUCUAUGAUUAUGUGGGAGUUUACAUCUGGAAUACCACCAUUUAAUAAUAGAGCACAUGAUAUUCAUCUUAGUUUAAGUAUUUGUAAAGGUGAACGUCCUGAAAUUAUUGAAAUUACUCCACAAUGUUAUGUAGAUUUAAUGAAAAAAUGUUGGAAUGAAAAUCCAUUAAAAAGGCCAUCUUCUAAAGAAGUAUUAGAAAUUAUUAAAAAAUGGAUUUUCCGUCCUAAAGAUUAUGAAAUUAAUGAAGAAUUAAAAAGCAACAUUAUGGAAUUUAUAAAUGCACCAAUUGGGCAUAGCGAUCUUGCUACUAAAUCUCAUCCUAAAGCAUGUUUUACAAGUCGCUUACUUGAUUUUACUAGUAAAAAAUUGAAUGAAAUUCUUGAAAGUGAAAAUUCACAAGCUAGUGUAAAAGCAAAUGAAAUGCUAGUAAAUGAGAGUACUAGUAAAAAGUCGAAUGAAAUUUCUGAAAAUGAAGAUUCACAAGCUAGUGUAAAAGCAAAUGAAAUACUAGUAAGUGAAGAUUUGAAUGAUUAUAUAAUUAAGGGUCUGGGGUCAUUAGAUAUUAAAGCAGAUGAAAAUUAACCAAUCAUUGUUUGCUUUUAAAAAAAUUUAUAAUUUUUUUUAAGUGAUAUUUGAUAUUGCAAUAUUCAAAAGAAAUUGUUUUUUA